GCCCUGCCCCGCGCCCCGGCGCCGCCUGAGCCGGCGGGGCCAUGGAGCGCACGCCGCCCGACGGGCCGCUGAACGCGUCGGGGGCGCUGGCGGGCGAGGCGGCGGCUGCGGGCGGGGCGCGCGGCUUCUCUGCCGCCUGGACCGCGGUGCUGGCCGCGCUCAUGGCGCUGCUUAUCGUGGCCACGGUGCUCGGCAACGCGCUGGUCAUGCUCGCCUUCGUAGCCGACUCGAGCCUCCGCACCCAGAACAACUUCUUUCUGCUCAACCUCGCCAUCUCCGACUUCCUCGUGGGGGCCUUCUGCAUCCCACUCUACGUGCCCUAUGUGCUGACUGGCCGCUGGCCCUUUAGCCGGGGUCUCUGCAAGCUGUGGCUGGUGGUGGACUAUCUGCUCUGCACCUCCUCCGUCUUCAACAUCGUGCUCAUCAGCUACGACCGCUUCCUGUCAGUCACCCGCGCUGUGUCCUACCGGGCGCAGCAGGGUGACACGCGGCGGGCUGUGCAGAAGAUGGUGCUGGUGUGGGUGCUGGCCUUCCUGCUGUACGGGCCGGCCAUCCUGAGCUGGGAGUACCUGUCUGGCGGCAGCGCCAUCCCAGAGGGCCACUGCUAUGCCGAGUUCUUCUACAACUGGUACUUCCUCAUCACGGCCUCCACGCUCGAGUUCUUCACGCCCUUCCUCAGCGUCACUUUCUUCAACCUGAGCAUCUACCUGAACAUCCAGAGGCGCACCCGUGUCCGGCUGGAUGGGGCACGGGACCCCGAGCCCGCGCCCGAGGCCCAGCCCUCUCCCCCGCCGGCCGCACCGGGCUGCUGGGGCUGCUGGCACAAGGGGCGAGGGGAGGCCGUGCCGCUGCACAGGUAUGGGGUCGGGGUUGGCGAGGCAGCCCCUGGCACCGAGGCCGGGGAGGCGGCCCUCGGGGGCGGCAGCGGUGGGGGCGCUGCGGCCUCGCCCACCUCCAGCUCCGGCAGCUCCUCACGGGGCACAGAGCGGCCGCGCUCGCUCAAACGUGGCUCCAAGCCCUCGGCAUCCUCCGCAUCGCUGGAGAAGCGCAUGAAGAUGGUAUCCCAGAGCAUCACCCAGCGCUUCCGGCUGUCGCGGGACAAGAAGGUGGCCAAGUCGCUGGCCGUCAUCGUGAGCAUCUUUGGGCUCUGCUGGGCCCCAUACACACUCCUGAUGAUCAUCCGGGCCGCCUGCCAUGGCCACUGCGUCCCUGACUACUGGUACGAGACAUCCUUCUGGCUGCUGUGGGCCAACUCAGCCGUCAACCCUGUCCUCUAUCCUCUGUGCCACUACAGUUUCCGACGAGCCUUCACCAAGCUGCUCUGCCCCCAAAAGCUCAAGAUCCAGCCCAACAGCUCCCUGGAGCGCUGCUGGAAGAAGACGAAGAAGAAAACACGUCCGUGAACUCCCUGUUCCUUGGCUGUUUAAUCAAGAGAGACAAAAUUGCUGAGGAGCUCAGGGCUGGAUUGGCAGGUGUGGGCUCCCACGCCCUCCUUCCUCACGCUGCUGCUUCCGGCUGAGCUGCACCAGCUGCUUCUGCCCACCCCGCCCCCGGGCUC
This is a messenger RNA of Odobenus rosmarus divergens (Pacific walrus), 1558 nucleotides long. It is a transcript of the gene HRH3, whose product is annotated as histamine receptor H3. The coding region runs from base 42 to 1403 and encodes 453 amino acids. Gene Ontology annotation, cellular component: membrane. NCBI's taxonomy places the organism in Eukaryota, Metazoa, Chordata, Mammalia, Carnivora, Odobenidae. Gene Ontology annotation, molecular function: histamine receptor activity. Gene Ontology annotation, biological process: adenylate cyclase-activating adrenergic receptor signaling pathway. The record is from RefSeq and is a predicted model, not a curated record. The transcript is spliced from 4 exons.